AUGGGUGACGGCUCCUUUGCUCACCCCGGAGGUGCGCUUUCCGUUUGGGGCCACUUGGUAUGCGAGGAGGAGGCUGCGCAACCAGAGGCGCUCACUGCUACAGCCUCAGACCCCUUCUGCAGGUGCCCUGUGGGUGCGCAGCACGACUGGCAAGCUUGCAUGUAUGCCCACACGUAUCAAGAUGUGCGCCGUCCGCCGUCGCUUGGGUAUGGUCAUCAGCUUUGCCCCUACUGGAACAAGAAGGAGACGAGCCUGGCCUACUCCCAGCGGUGCCCGUUGGGACCUCGGUGCCCCUUUGCACAUGGUGCCAAGGAACAGCUCUACCACCCCAACUACUUCCGCACCUUGGUUUGCCGCGACCUGCAGCGGCGCAGGUGCCCCCGAGGCGUGCUGUGCGCCUUCUUCCACCGUCAGGCGGACUGCCGGAAGGUCAAGCACGACCCGGUGAACUACACGAUUCCGCUGCCCGAGAAGGCCAUCCCCACGGAGUGGCUGGUGCACUUCUUGAGCCCUCCCAAGUUCCAGGAGGCGGGAAGCUACAACCAUUGCAAGGCCUGCUGCGCGGCAGGCUCAAUGCAGCGAUCCGCCUAUGCGUCCUUCGGGUGCAAUGGCCAGCCUCGCGAGAGGACGGGGCUCCGGAGCGGCAGCUCCUGGUACAGCCCGGAGGAGCUGAGCUCCUUCGAUCCGUCGGCCAAAGUUGCCGUCGCGAAUGGAGGCUCCGGGUCCAGUUCCUCGUUCUACGGAAAGGGCCUUGCCGCGUUCAGACACGAGCGCCCGGAGAGGGAGAGGGAGUUCAGGGAGCCCAGGGAGCGCCGGGAUCUGCAGGAGGAGCUUUCGGCGGGGAAGAAUGUCUUCGUGAUGCCGAAGCGGCCCCCGAGGCGGAACGAGUGCUACGCGCUGGACAAGGACCUGGCAGCCGCAGGGGUGGGCUGCCUAGAUGUGGCCAUGCGCCACGCGGAGGCGAUGGACGCACCCAACUGGGCCAACCUCUUCUAUGCGCUGGCGCAUUGCAAAAAGCGGGGGAACUUGGGCGCUCUGGCCAGCUGCCUCCGCACUGACCCGCGCUGGUCCAAGAGCUGUCAGCUGCUCGGCGCCCAGUUGGCGGAUCUCACGGCCCGGGACGCGGCCAACGUGGUGUGGUCGCUGGCCACGCUGGAGGCCAGACAGGAGCCCUUGCUGCUGGAGGCCGCGGACGCGCUCUGCGGCAAGCUGGCGGUGUGCGACCCCGUGAGCAUCUCAAAGGCCACGUGGGCCUUGACGGGGGUGUCAAACCGGGACCGUCGCCUGGACCUCUUCGCGAAGCUGGCGGUGCCGGUCAUUCUCAGGGCAGACUCCUUCCCCCUGGGCUCACUAACGAUGAUCGCGUACUCCUUCGCCAAGGCGGACUUCAGGGACGGGGACGCCUACGAGGCGCUGUCCUCCGCGCUGACCAGUCGCAUGGACUCCGAGCUGCGGCCCAUCGACGUGUGCAACGUGAUUUGGUCCUUCUGCACCGUGGGCUACCGAGAUGACGUGCUCUUCGAAAAGCUCUGCGAGAUGUAUUUGACCAAGGAGGUGGUGCGGAAUUUCAACCCCCAAGACCUCACCAACACCGCCUGGGGCUUUUGCAAGGUCGCCUUCGUGCACAAGCCCGCCAUGGAAGCCCUGGCCCGGGCCUGCCAUGCCCAACGCUUUGCCUUUGAUCCCAUCCACUUCUCCAACCUGCUGUACGCCUUCGCCACGCUCAGGAUGCAAGGCCCUGCUGGGGUGCUGGAGGAUAUGUGCGAGGCGGCGGCCGAGCGCAUCCAGCGCUUCGACGGGGGGAACUUGGCCAUCGCCGCCUGGGCGGUGGCCACGCUUCAGCUGCAAAGUGGCAGGUUGCUGGACCUUGCCCUUGCGCGUGCCUGCAGCCCGGAGGUGUGCAGCAGCCUGGGCAGCCGCGCCCUGUCCAUGGUGGCCCUCGCCUGUUUCCGCACCCAGCGCUUAGAGCGCCUGGACGACCUGCUGCGAGCCACCCGCGCGGCCGGCCUUGGCUUCGGGGCCUCCGGGUACUCCGCCGCGGUGAUGGCCGCGGAGCAGGGCGCGGAUGCGGACCGGGAGCUGCGCACGCUGCAAGCCAUGGCAGAGGAGGCCAAAGACGGGCGCAUGCGCGCGGCGGUGGCCAACUCAUUAGCCGUGCGCUUGUGGCAGCGUGGGUUUGCGCGCCAAGCCUUCGCCGUGCUGCAGGAGCUGCGAGCGAGCUCGCAUUGGACGGUGGUCUCCUCGCUUCUGGCCGCCCGUCUGGGGGAAGAGUGCGGCCUCUUGCAGGAGGCUUCUGAGCUCCUGGCCAGCAACGACGAGUUUGCGGAGUGGCAGGCGCCGGUGACCAGCGGGAUCCACCCCAUGGCCGCCACACGCCAGAACGAGGGCGCCCACGCCUACACGCGGGAGUUCAUGACGCUGCACGCCGUGCUCUGUGGGGCACCGCCUGGAGAUCCGGACGCCUGCAUGGCAGCAGUGGAAAGGUUCGCGGAGAGCCGGUCGCUGUGGCUGAAGAUCACCGCUUGGGAGAAGGGCAUCGUGGUGCAGGAGGUGGCGCGCCUUCAGCGGCCCCGCCUGGCGGUUGAGAUCGGCGCGUACGUGGGCUAUUCGGCCAUGAACCUUGCACGCACCGUGCGUCAGUUUGGGGGCAGGGUCGCCAGUCUGGAAGUUGACCCUCUGCACGUCACGCUGGUCCGAAAUAUGCUGGAAUAUGCCGGGCUGUCGGAGGUGGUGGACGUUUGGACGGGCUACUCCUUCGACAGCAUCCCGCAUUUGUUACAGAAGUAUGGGCCCAAAUCUGUAGAUAUGGUUUUCAUGGACCAGAAAGGCACCCGUUUCCACAGCGACCUGGCACUCAUGGAGGAGCUUGACUUGCUCUCUGACCAUGCGGUGGUUUUAGCGGACAACGUCCUGAAGCCGGGAGCGCCCCAGUACAUUUGGCAUCUCGCCAAGGGUGCGUACCACAACUGUACCGCGGUGUCAGUGCGGGAGUUCUUGCUGCAGAGCGAGGACUGGAUGGUCAUGGCCUUCCGGGACGUCGGCAAGGCUCCGGCGCCCACUCCGCCGCCGGACUUGCAGCGCUUGGCCUUCGAGAGCGACAACUUCCGGAAGCGGUCCAUGUUCGACGGGGUGGCGCCCUCCAAGUCGGACUGGUGGAAGUUCUCCCAGAGCUUCGUGUCCGGCCUGGAGCAGUGUGGCUGCAAGCCCGCGAUCGUGGGCUUGCAUGGGAGGGACAAUCCCAAGAUCACCCCAGAGGAUAUUGCCAGGAUCUUCCGGAAUGCUGGCAGGUUGAAUGCGGACUUCCACGUGCCAGCGACAUGA
Molecule: messenger RNA, 3321 nt
Organism: Effrenium voratum
Lineage: Eukaryota; Dinophyceae; Suessiales; Symbiodiniaceae
Source: the annotation of a GenBank genome assembly